This is a messenger RNA of Spirometra erinaceieuropaei, 369 nucleotides long. The record is from the annotation of a GenBank genome assembly. NCBI's taxonomy places the organism in Eukaryota, Metazoa, Platyhelminthes, Cestoda, Diphyllobothriidea, Diphyllobothriidae.
AUGUUGAUGAACGUCUACCGUGACGAACGCCGCAGGAUUCGCGUCGCUUGCAUGACGGAUGGCCAAAUAUUCAACCAACAGCGACUGCCUUCUUACCGCCGCCUCCGAGGGGACAUGCAAAGUAGCACUGACCUCCUCGCAGCCGUUUCCGACAAAAACGGCCUGGUCAUCAACACGGAGAAAACGGUGGUUAUGCGUCAACCGUCACCCAACGCUGCCCAAAUCGCCCCCAAAAUCAACAUGAACGGCGCCCAAACACAUGCCGUGGAUAGCUUCGCAUAUUUGGACAGCACCAUCACGCGCACCAUCAAAAUCGACCGAAUCUCCAAGGUCAACGAAGUCUUCGGUCGCCUACAAAACACCAUCUAG